Molecule: messenger RNA, 3111 nt
Organism: Eubalaena glacialis (North Atlantic right whale)
Lineage: Eukaryota; Metazoa; Chordata; Mammalia; Artiodactyla; Balaenidae
Gene: KLHL13
Product: kelch like family member 13
Exons: 8
Coding region: 315-2234 (639 amino acids)
Biological process (GO): regulation of cytokinesis; protein ubiquitination
Cellular component (GO): Cul3-RING ubiquitin ligase complex
Molecular function (GO): cullin family protein binding; ubiquitin-protein transferase activity
Source: RefSeq, a predicted model, not a curated record
GGUCAGGCGGAGGCUCUGCCGCUGCGGCCGCAGCAACUCCGCUCCUAUUCCGGGGAAGCGUGGGACGGGGGCUUUUGAAAUAAGUGGAGCGGCGUUCGGGUUAGGGUCCGUGCUCUCCGCCUGCGGGAGAGCGAGGCGAAGUGACCGGGGCGAGCAGGGGGUGCGGAGGAUUGGGGGCCGGUGCCUCACAGCCGGACAGAGCCCCGGCUGCGCCGCGCGACUAGCUCUUUGGCCCUCGGAGCGCAGCAGCCGGCGAACGGCCAGCGGGACGCCGGGACGCGGCAAACAAGGUCAUUCUCCAACUUUUAGAGGUGAUGGAUCAUCUGCAUAGAGGGGAAUCAGUUGCUGCAAUACUCCGUAACCGAUCUCUAGUGGAAGAGGAAGACCAACACAUGAAAUUGUCCCUUGGAAGCAGCGAAAUGGGCCUCUCCUCCCAUUUGCAGUCUUCCAAGGCGGGAACCACACGCAUCUUUACCAGCAAUACCCACAGUUCUGUGGUGUUACAGGGGUUUGACCAGCUCCGACUUGAAGGGUUGCUCUGUGACGUGACCCUGAUGCCAGGGGACACAGAUGACGCCUUCCCUGUGCACAGAGUCAUGAUGGCCUCUGCUAGUGAUUACUUCAAGGCUAUGUUCACAGGUGGAAUGAAAGAACAAGAUUUAAUGUGCAUUAAGCUUCAUGGCGUGAGCAAAGUCGGUUUAAGGAAAAUUAUUGAUUUCAUUUACACUGCAAAGCUUUCUCUUAAUAUGGACAACCUUCAAGACACACUGGAAGCUGCCAGUUUUCUACAGAUUCUGCCGGUUUUGGACUUCUGCAAAGUAUUUCUCAUAUCUGGGGUCACUUUAGACAAUUGUGUCGAAGUUGGGCGGAUUGCCAACACCUACAAUCUGACAGAAGUGGAUAAAUACGUUAACAGUUUCGUCUUGAAGAAUUUUCCUGCGUUGCUGAGCACCGGGGAGUUCUUGAAACUCCCUUUUGAACGUCUUGCCUUUGUGCUUUCCAGUAAUAGCCUUAAGUACUGCACUGAACUUGAGCUCUUUAAGGCUACCUGUCGCUGGCUACGCCUGGAAGAGCCUCGGAUGGACUUUGCUGCAAAAUUAAUGAAGAACAUACGAUUUCCACUGAUGACACCACAGGAGCUCAUUAAUUACGUGCAAACCGUGGAUUUCAUGAGAACUGACAACACGUGUGUGAAUCUCCUUUUGGAAGCCAGCAAUUACCAAAUGAUGCCAUAUAUGCAGCCAGUGAUGCAGUCAGACAGGACUGCCAUUCGGUCUGACACCACUCAUUUGGUUACACUAGGAGGAGUGCUGAGGCAGCAGCUGGUUGUCAGCAAGGAAUUGCGCAUGUAUGAUGAAAAGGCUCACGAGUGGAAGUCCUUAGCCCCCAUGGAUGCCCCAAGGUACCAGCAUGGCAUUGCUGUCAUUGGAAAUUUCCUGUACGUCGUUGGUGGACAGAGUAAUUAUGACACAAAAGGAAAAACGGCAGUUGAUACAGUCUUCAGAUUUGAUCCUCGAUACAAUAAGUGGAUGCAAGUUGCAUCUUUAAAUGAAAAGCGCACCUUCUUCCACCUAAGUGCCCUCAAAGGAUACCUGUAUGCAGUUGGUGGGCGAAAUGCAGCUGGUGAACUGCCUACAGUAGAAUGUUACAAUCCAAGAACAAAUGAAUGGACCUAUGUUGCCAAAAUGAGUGAGCCCCACUAUGGCCAUGCUGGAACUGUGUAUGGAGGCGUAAUGUAUAUUUCAGGAGGAAUUACUCAUGACACUUUCCAAAAGGAGCUCAUGUGCUUUGACCCUGAUACUGACAAAUGGAUCCAGAAGGCGCCAAUGACCACUGUCAGAGGUCUGCAUUGCAUGUGUACAGUGGGAGAAAGGCUGUAUGUCAUUGGUGGCAAUCACUUCAGAGGAACAAGCGAUUAUGAUGAUGUCCUAAGCUGUGAAUACUACUCACCGAUCCUUGACCAGUGGACCCCAAUUGCUGCCAUGUUAAGAGGGCAGAGUGAUGUUGGGGUCGCUGUCUUUGAAAAUAAAAUCUACGUGGUUGGUGGGUAUUCGUGGAAUAAUCGUUGUAUGGUAGAGAUAGUGCAGAAAUAUGAUCCAGAUAAAGAUGAAUGGCAUAAGGUUUUUGAUCUCCCGGAGUCCCUGGGUGGCAUCCGAGCUUGCACACUCACAGUUUUUCCACCUGAAGAAACCACACCAUCACCUUCUAGAGAGUCCCCUCUUUCUGCACCUUAAGAUCGUCCCUACAACUAAGAUGCUGUAGUCCUAUCUUUGCAACGUGUCAUGAAUUCUCUUCUUUCGCCCUCCCCCUUAAGUAGUGUAUGUUAGGAUUAGCCUCCAGUAAUUGAUACAAAUAUUGGAAAAAAGACGACAUUGAUGUUCUUUGUGCUGUUUGUUUGGCUUUGAGUGUUUAUAAAGUGGUAACAAAACCAUUCUGGAAAUGUAUCCCAUAGAAGCUGAUGUUUGACAUAUGAGGAGAAAAAAAAAAAAAAAGCAAGGCAAGGUAUUGUCUAUAAGAUGUUUCUGCAGUACUUUUUUGAUGCUGUGUACUGGGUGUAAGGUAUUUGUCAUCUUACAUUAGAAAGCCCAAGAAACCAAGUUGAAGGUGGAUUAUAGUAAAUGUACAACUGUGCUAACUAGGCUUCAAAGUAAAAAGUUUUCCUUUCAUCUUUGAUUGUGAGAUGUGAAAGGGAGGUAGCCCGCUCCAACAGGAAACAAUAGACAAAAGGUUGCCAACUCGCAUGAGCUACCUCCCUCUUUUCAUAAAGUAUUUUUGACAUAUCUGUCAGCCCACCUGUCUGUGGGGUACAUUGAGAACACAUCAAGUUUCUUAGACACACAGGAGAAAGAAUAAUUGCAAUUCACGAAUAUUAAUUUAAAAAAACAGCAUGACCCCUCAACUUGUAAGCAAGACUUUGGGGUUUUUUAAGUGUUUAUAAAUAUAUACACACACAUAUAUCAAAUAGAAGAAUUUUAAAAACUGAGUAGCACGUCAAACAAAUGCAAAAGAGAAAACUUUGAAAUUUCUUCCAAAAAGCAGCUUCCAUUAAAAUGGGAAUUCAGUAUGCACGUACUGAAUGCACGUAUGUAGAUUCAUACUGAAUUUAGGUGA